GAGCGGGGCCAUCCCUGUCCGGUACCGGAGGCGGCCUCACAGCUCCCGGUGCCCUUCUCAGCCCGGCCGGGCCGCGGGAGGGGACGCGCGGUUCUGGGAGAGUCUCUCAAGGUGGAGCUGCAACUCCCGUUUGUUCCCCAAGUUCACACUGACGCCUAAGGCCCAGCCUGACUUCUCUUCGUCUCUGCAAAAUUACUGAAUCAUGGCAAGCCAACAAAGAGCUUACUUCUGGGAACCUCCAAAGAACAUUGAAGAAUUCUUAAGGCUCCACAACUGGGAUUAUUGGCCAGAGGAAAUCAUCUUUGGAGAUCAAGAUAAAUGGGCAUACAUACUGAAGAAAAUAAAAGAAGAUAGUUCAUUUGCUUCAAUUUAUACACACCUAUGGGAAAAUGUCCCUCGAAGACAUGGUGCAGUCAGGAUCAUGGAGGCAAGAUUAGAGGAAUGUUCAAUUCUUUUGAAAAACCAUGCCUCUAAAAUUCUUGAGUGGGAAAAUAUAAUUUCUAAGAAAGGUACUCCUGGAAAAUUGGAAAAAUAUGAGGCAUUUCUAAAGAAUCACCAUAAGAAAAAGAUGAUAAUGCUUUCCGAUGAAAUGGAAACAGCGAAGAAUAUAGAGGGUUGCAUCUUUGAAGGAUUCAAAACAAAUGAGCUUUCUCAACUACCCAGACACUUGGAUGCUGAACGAAUUUAUCUCUUUGUUUUAAAAGCCCAUAACUUUGAUGAAAAACUUUUUAAACUCUGGAGGAUUUAUUUUCUCUCAGAAGCCUCUAUUGCUGUUUUGCAUGAUUCCUUUUGGUGGUGGUUUCUCCAUAAAUUUAAGCCUGACAAAGAAAAUCAAGAUUUCUUGUUUGAUAGGAUUUCAGAAAGUUAUGUGACACUUUUCAUAAGCAUACCUCGAAGUAAAAAGGAUGCAUUCUUUCAGGUGUAUCCUGAUUGUUUGACACAAGCUAUCUAUGUAGCAUUCCAGGAAGCAUUUCCAGAAUCCACUGAUCUCUUUAAUGAUGAAUUUAAAGAAGAUCUAGGGAAUAACAUUUAUCUUUGGUUGUCAGGUUUGAAACCUCAAAAAGGUUUUUGGACCCAUUGGAAACUGAAAGACCUGACCACAACAACUAUACAUGGUACCAAGAAGGCACCUGCCAAAUCCGUAUACGAGAGAAUUAUAAGGAGUCAGGAACGCAUAAUGAAUACUAUAGACUUCAAUAUGACGAAAAUUUUUAAGAUCCCAUCAGGAUAUACAUUAUCCACAUCCAAGGACGAAUCAAGAAUAUUAAAACCAUCAGCAAAGUCCCAUUAUAAUAGCCCUGGUCCAGAGUUUAGCCGUGUGCUCUUCAAUAUUGGAGGUCACAGUCCACUGAUUUUAUAUUAUCUUAAGAUGCAUGAGCUAACAGGUAUUUACAACACCCUUAGGCGACCCAAGAUUAGGAUCACUGAAAUAUCAAAAGAACCAUCACCUGCUCCAACUUACCGUGAUAUUAUAAAGGAGGCAAACAGACAAUUUUCAAAGAACCAAAGGGACUUGAGGAUACUCCAAGCAAAGGCUACCAAGAAGCCUUUAGAGAUUGAAAAAGACUUUAAGAAGUUCCUACAUAAACUGCGGAAUGAAGCCAAGCUUGACAGAGAACUUCUGACAUCACUGUCAUCAUCAUCAUCAACAGAAGACUAUACCGUGGAUGAAGAAGAGCGCUGAGAG
Molecule: messenger RNA, 1687 nt
Organism: Myotis lucifugus (little brown bat)
Lineage: Eukaryota; Metazoa; Chordata; Mammalia; Chiroptera; Vespertilionidae
Gene: FAM227B
Product: family with sequence similarity 227 member B
Exons: 17
Coding region: 203-1684 (493 amino acids)
Source: RefSeq, a predicted model, not a curated record